GAACCGCCAUACGAGCUCACCCAACCAUAAACCCUACCAAAACCCCCGAACCUUCUCUGCCUCCGGCGAUGGGAAGUAUCAAUUUUUCCCUCUUAACUCUCUCUCUCUUCAAGCCGCAACUCCCGCAAUAAACCUCCUUCUUCUUGGUUUCUCACUUUGAUUUUUUUUCCCUGCGUGUUUGAGCUGCAAAAGUUUUCUCAAAAAUGGCGAAGACAUAUGCAAUGGGGCUAAUCUCAGCCUUAGCUGCCUCUGCUUCUCUGUCCUCCCAAUCCAAUUUUGCUUCUGCCGAUGGUCCCUUCAAUUUCUCUCCAUUCUCUUCUUCUCCUCCUGCUGGUCCUCCAUCAAAUGUUCCUCAAUCUCAUUCUGCAGAUAAAUCUCGGACGGAGAAUUCGGCUCCAUCGUCUGCUGAAACUGAGCCCAGGAAUAAUAAUCCAAGGACGAGCUCAGCAGGGUUUGAUCCGGUGCCGCUGGAGAGGGGGGUCGAAGCCAUGAAGGAGAUCGAGGCUUCGCCUCAGCCUAAAAAGGUAUUUGAGAUUAUAAAGAAGCGAGAAGAGACAAGGCAGGCUGAAUUUGCUGGAAAGGCUGCAGAAUUUAAGGCAAUGCAAGCUCAAGCUGAAACUGAGAGACAAAGGGUAAUAUAUGAUGAGCAGAAAAAGCUAGCUCAGCAUCAAGCACAAACGAAAUCGCAGAUGGCUCGUUAUGAGGAUGAAUUGGCGAGGAAGAGAAUGCAGGCAGAAAAUGAAUCGCAAAGGGCACGGAAUCAAGAGCUUGUAAAACUGCAAGAAGAAUCAUCCAUAAGGCAGGAGCAAGCUCGACGUGCAGUAGAAGAGCAAAUUCAAGCCCAGCGACGGCAAACAGAGAGGGAGAAGGCUGAUUUAGAACGUGAAACAAUCAGGAUAAGAGCUAUGGCAGAAGCAGAAGGGAGAGCCCAUGAAGCAAAACUAUCUGAAGAUGUUAACAGAAGAAAGCUAAUAGAUCAAGCAAAUGCAGAACGAGAGAAAUGGGUGGCUGCCAUAAAUACUAGUUUUGAUCACAUUGGAGGGGGUUUGAAAGCCAUUUUAACAGAUCAGAAUAAGCUAGUUGUUGCUGUUGGAGGAGUUACAGCUCUUGCAGCAGGGAUUUAUACAACAAGAGAAGGUGCAAAAGUGAUUUGGAGCUAUGUGGACAGGAUAUUGGGUCAACCAACACUUAUCCGAGAGUCCUCCAGAGGCAAAUACCCUUGGUCGGGAAUUUUUUCCCGUAGCACGAGUUCUCUGGCACCUGGUGCUGGUAAAGGAUCUGCUUCAAAAACUGGAAAUGGGUUUGGUGACGUGAUUUUACACCCUUCACUUCAGAAACGAAUUCUGCACUUGGCUGGUGCAACAGCAAAUACAAAAUCUAAUCAAGCACCUUUUCGUAACAUGCUAUUUUAUGGUCCACCAGGCACAGGGAAAACAAUGGCUGCUAGAGAACUGGCUCAAAAAUCUGGAUUGGACUACGCUUUGAUGACAGGUGGAGAUGUUGCUCCUCUAGGUUCACAAGCUGUAACCAAGAUACACCAGUUGUUUGAUUGGGCCAAGAAGUCUAAGAGGGGUUUAUUGCUCUUCAUUGAUGAAGCAGAUGCAUUUUUGUGCGAGCGGAACAAAACUUAUAUGAGUGAAGCUCAAAGAAGUGCACUCAAUGCCCUUCUUUUCCGCACGGGUGACCAAUCAAAGGAUAUAGUCCUUGCUCUGGCUACAAAUCGUCCCGGUGAUCUUGAUUCUGCAGUGGCUGAUCGUAUUGAUGAAGUCCUAGAAUUUCCUCUCCCUGGACAAGAGGAACGCUUCAAACUGCUGAAGCUCUAUUUGUGCAAGUAUAUAGCUCAGGCUGGAUCAGGAAAAUCUGGCUUGUUCCAAAGUUUGUUUAAAAAAAACCAACAGAAGAUAGAGGUCAAUGGAUUGACUGAUGAACUCUUGAUGGAAGCCGCAGCUAGGACAGAGGGAUUCUCCGGGAGGGAAAUUGCAAAAUUAAUGGCUAGUGUUCAAGCUGCUGUUUAUGGGAGUGAGAAUUGUGUGCUUGAUCCAAGCUUAUUCCGUGAAGUGGUUGAUUAUAAAGUUGCAGAGCAUCAACAGAGAAAGAAACUCGGAGUUGCAGGUGGGGGUGGUAAUUGAUGAAUUUGCUUGGCAAUUUUAAUUGCUUAGAUUCCUCUCAGGCAUUACUGAGGCCUACAUUUUUUAGGAUUUGGGCACCUUCUUGUUAUCAUUAUUUCCCCCUAUUUACUGGUGGGGAUUUUGGUUUGACUAAUACUAGGGUGAUCAGAUUUUAGUGUUCAUUAUUGGGGGUGAUCCCCACGGUUAUAUGGGUAGAUUACUUUGAUAUUACGUCAUUAUGGCAAGAGGCUAAUAAAUCAGCUAGAAUGUCAGGUUCAAGGACCUUCAUUUUUCUUUCCCAUGAACCCUUGGUGUAAGGUCUAGUUCUGUGUGUCAUCUUUUCUAUAAGUAAGGUGGAGAGUUGCUUUUCAACCGCUGCUGCUUUGAAGAUCCAUAUUAGGAUUUGAUUGACCAUAAGACCCUAAGCUUUGAAAUGGAAGAAAAUUGAUAUAGCGAUGGAUGCUACUUGCUUUGGUUAUUCUGGGUC
This is a messenger RNA of Tripterygium wilfordii, 2595 nucleotides long. RefSeq names its product ATPase family AAA domain-containing protein 3. The transcript is spliced from 8 exons. Bases 204 to 2129 code for a protein of 641 amino acids. Gene Ontology annotation, cellular component: mitochondrion. The record is from RefSeq and is a predicted model, not a curated record. Gene Ontology annotation, molecular function: ATP binding; ATP hydrolysis activity; zinc ion binding. Gene Ontology annotation, biological process: mitochondrion organization. NCBI's taxonomy places the organism in Eukaryota, Viridiplantae, Streptophyta, Magnoliopsida, Celastrales, Celastraceae.